GCUGAGGGGGCUCUGGGGGCCUUGUUUCUCGACGGUGCCUGCGUGAACCCGUCCCAGCACAAUGGGCGAUACGAGCUGCAGAGCUACACUGCUAGCAGCAGGCCAUUGUAUAAGCACUCGACCGAGACGUUGUACCUCUACUACGAUCCAGAUUGUGAUGGCAAAGGCAGCCCUGGCCAGUGGAUGUUAAGCGGCAAGUUUGACACAGCUCCGUCCACAUCCUUGGAGCAGGACUUAGACAAUGAUGGCGAAUGUGAGUCGAUCAUGUUCAUACGAACCAAGACAUCGCUCCCCCCGCAGAAUGCAACAUGGAGCAGAUACUGCGGCGAUGCGUACUCUGAUGGCUUCGUCACACUUUCACCAGAUGAGAAUGCGACAACAUGGACGAUCACCACGACCACAUCAACCACUGUUACAGAGACGACCACGAGAACUGCAACUCGUGCUGCGAAUGUGUCCGAAUGCCUGGUGGUCCGGAAUGGCUGCCUCCCUUUGCUUAGCGGCGUUUACCAGCAGCGGGGUUGGACCCGACUCGGAAGACCUUGGUACCAGUACGAGAACAGCAUCACAUCCGCUGCGGUGUACCUUUGGUACGACGAGCAGUGUGGUGCAGCCUGGUACUUCAAAAGCACUUCCCCCAACGACAACAGCUCGAACGACCUUGGCGGUGCUGACACAUGCAAUUUCUAUUCGAGGGCCGACAGCCACGAGGUUUUGCCGCCAGAUUCUGGUUGGCAAACGCAGUGCACAGAUUCUCAGACUGGCCUCGCCGCACACCAGGUAAGUUUUGGAGCAGCCGUUCACUGGAAAGUGUCAUCCGGGUUAUGUGAAAUCUUGCCAGAAAGCCAGUGCAUCACUACCACCGGCUUUCCGCGGAGUUUCUAUCAGAGCUACGAGCAGUGCAGCAUUGAGGUGGCUGAAAAUAAUACUAUGCCGAUCCAAGUCCUUGCCUUCAAGACGGGCUCCGAAGACAAAUUGAUGGUGAACGGUCAAAGCUACUCUGGCACCCACGGCCCUGACGAUGUAGUCCCUCAGGGAAUCGUUGAGUGGAGUUCUGUGGCUCAGCUGCAACGAUGA
Symbiodinium sp. CCMP2592 is the source of this 1077-nucleotide messenger RNA. NCBI's taxonomy places the organism in Eukaryota, Dinophyceae, Suessiales, Symbiodiniaceae. The record is from the annotation of a GenBank genome assembly.